Messenger RNA from Dovyalis caffra, 597 nucleotides. NCBI's taxonomy places the organism in Eukaryota, Viridiplantae, Streptophyta, Magnoliopsida, Malpighiales, Salicaceae. The record is from the annotation of a GenBank genome assembly.
AUGGCAACUUCUGUCCACCAAAACCACAGAUUUUAUCACCCAUCCAUUCCUACUUCGCAUAGGAAUCGAAGCUUGAACUUUUACUGGCGGUUUCCGUCUUCAUUUUCCGGGAAAUUUAAGGUUUUAACUUUGAAGAAGAAGUACCACAGACGUAGCGGACAUGGAUUUUGCUCGUCGAGUAUCAGUAAAGCGAAUAAUACUGAUAAUACGGAGUUUGAGAAGGUUUCUGUUCAAGAAGAGAAAGAGAAGGAGCUGGAACGGCCUCCUUUUGAUAUCAAUCUCGCUGUCGUUCUUGCUGGUUUUGCUUUCGAAGCCUAUACUAGCCCUCCUGAAAAUGUAGGGAAGCGCGAGGUUGAUGCAGCUAAUUGUAAGACUGUGUAUCUCUCAGAGUCGUUCGUACGUGAGAUAUAUGAUGGCCAAUUGUUUAUAAAAUUGAAGAAGGGUUUGGAUUUCCCGGCCAUGGAUCCAUGGGGAACAAGUGAUCCUUAUGUGGUUAUGGAACUAGAUGGUCAGGUUGUCAAAAGCAAGGUCAAAUGGGGAGUAAUGGCUGUUGUGCAUAUGGAAUUUUGUGAGGAUGCUCAUGCCAGGAUUGCAUAA